Messenger RNA from Pseudoliparis swirei, 1595 nucleotides. RefSeq lists its product as uncharacterized. Gene Ontology annotation, biological process: cell surface receptor signaling pathway. NCBI's taxonomy places the organism in Eukaryota, Metazoa, Chordata, Actinopteri, Perciformes, Liparidae. The coding region runs from base 121 to 1332 and encodes 403 amino acids. The transcript is spliced from 6 exons. Gene Ontology annotation, molecular function: transmembrane signaling receptor activity. The record is from RefSeq and is a predicted model, not a curated record.
GUUAUAAAAGGGGAUAUCCUCCGUGAUGAGUCAAAGCUCAGAAGAAAAACAUCAUUCUCACUUCCCUCCCCAUGAGAAAUAAAAGAAUCUCCUUCAGUCUGUUUCUUCCACGCUUUGAAAAUGGACACUGUAAUUUAUCUGCUCGUUCUUUCAACACUACCACGGCUCGUAGUAUCUGAAUUUUCCCGCGAGACCUCGUUCAGAGCUGUAGUGGAGGUGGCGUCAGGGGAUUCAAGGAUCUUCUCUGGAGAGAGUGUGCAGCUGAAAUGCAGCAUUCCUGAUGUCCACAAGUUCUCCUGGCAUUGCCUGUGGUUCAAAGGAUCCGAACAGCUCCCACAGUCCGGAGAGCACCUCUUUCUGUGGAAAACCAAGGUUCAAGAGAGUGGGAAAUUUUACUGCCAGGGUGUGAGAGAUACAAUAAUUGGACAAAUACGCACCCUCCAAAGUAUACCUUUGGAGAUCAAUGUGGAUGGAGGAUGGGCUAUCCUGCAAGUCCCACCUUAUCCCAGCCUCGUUGGAGAGACCUUGAAGGUCACGUGUCGCAUCCGAUUCACACCUCAACGUCACGAGCUGAGUCUGUACAAAGAUGGCUUUGAAGUUAUCAGACAAAAUGGCCUCAACCCACAUUUCUACCUGACCAACGUGACCCUCGAGGACCAAGGAAUGUAUUCUUGUCGGGCGUCCUGGGACGCAAACAGGCGUACGCACUCUGUCAUUUCAGUUGCCGCUUCAGUUCAAGUCUCAGAGCUUCUGUCGCAGCCAUUUUUGGAGAUUGUUGCAGACAAUGGCCUGAUUUCAGUCAAUAAGAUGAAGCUCGUCUGCCACCUCCAAUACAACGUCCGUGCUCCUGCCCCUCCAAUACAUUUCUUUUUCUACAAGAAUGGCCACCGACUGGGAACAGCAAAGUCUGUGAACCAUGAUCUGGUCAGUUGGACUCCAGGCCAGUACAGCUGCAAGGCCACUGUGCCUAAGUUGGGUCUCUCCAGGGGGAGUGAACCCAAAUCCUUUGGACAAGUGACAGGAUCACAAACAAUAAUUCCUGUUCAUCCCAGCUCUCCAUGGCAUUUAAGUCCCAGAAUCUCAUCCCCGGACCUCUUCCUGUCUACUACUGCUGAGCUAACUGCAGCCCGGCCCUCACCUCAUCAGGCUCCUAAGCAAACCGUGGCUCCUUUAGGUAUUUCUAUGGCAUCAGGUGGCAUGUCUGGAGAAUUAGGUGACAUGUCUGAAGAAUCAGGUGACAUGUCUGGAGAAUCAGGUGACAUGUCUGGAGAAUCAGGUGACAUGUCUGGAGAAUCAGGUGACAUGUCUGGAGAAUCAGGUGACUCUCCAUAGGACACCUUCCUAUAGUAAAACAUUAUCAUUCUAGACUCGCAGAAAUUAAUCUUACUUAAUCAGAAUAAUAAUGUGCAUCUGAAAUCAAUUAUACACAUUGGGCUCUCAGUGCAGGCUUUUUAUAUUAUUCAUUUUGUAUUAACUUAGCAUAUUACCAAGUGUCAGCUUCAUGAUAUCAUCUGUACAAAACAAAUUGGAUCAGUACUGUUGGGGAUUAAUAACUAAUGCCACACUGGUUCAAUUAAAGAAAGCAUUCCACUCUA